Messenger RNA from Orycteropus afer afer, 3045 nucleotides. RefSeq names its product zinc finger CCCH-type containing 3 (gene ZC3H3). The transcript is spliced from 12 exons. Gene Ontology annotation, cellular component: nucleus. NCBI's taxonomy places the organism in Eukaryota, Metazoa, Chordata, Mammalia, Tubulidentata, Orycteropodidae. Gene Ontology annotation, molecular function: metal ion binding. The record is from RefSeq and is a predicted model, not a curated record. Bases 1 to 3045 code for a protein of 1014 amino acids.
AUGGAGGAAAAGGAGCAAUUACGGCGACAGAUCCGUCUCCUGCAGGGUCUGAUUGAUGACUACAAAACCCUUCACGGCAAUGCUCCUGCCCCGUGCACCUCAGCUGCUUCCCGCUGGCAGCCGCCUGCCUACCACAGCAGCAGGUCCUUUGGUACCCGCCACCCCCGUUCAGGCCGCAGAGGCUUCACCCCGCACCAAGGGCCUGCGUGGCGGAAGAAGUACUCCCUGGUGAAUCAGCCUCCAGAACCCGCGGACCCACCUGGUGACCAGCCCUCGCAGCCUGCCCUUGGGGCCGGGGCCAGCCUGGGGCCUGACCCCCAGCCCUAUGUCCUUGAGAGGCAAGUGCAGCUCAGCCCGGAUCAGAACAUGGUCAUCAAAAUUAAGCCACCACCGUCACAGCCGGGCUCAGCCAGUGCCUUCGGGGCCCAGCCUUCGGAGGCGCAUGAGGGUGCUCACUGGGGUGACCAGCGAGCCCAGGAAGGCAAAGGUGAACCUCUGGGCAGGGAGCUGCAGCCUUUGACACCAGGCAGAGUCAGGGAACGCUGUGGUGGGGAGGACCCCCUGCUGGUCUGCCAGAAGGAGCCAGGCAAGCCCCGGGUGGUGAGGUCCGUGAGCAAUGUGAGUGGGAGCCCCCCCGGGCCACAGCGGACGGUCAGCGAGGGUGCUGUCGUGGUCAAGGCACGAGGCCCAGCUGGCCUACCCCAGCGCAGCAGUGGGACCCUGGGCCGGAAGGUGGGUCUGCACUCCACAGCCAGCCGUGCCUCUCAGCUUCUUGGGGACAGGAAGGCGGAUGCUGGCCGCUCAGAUCAGCCAGCCCCCUUAGGCUUGGCGGCAGGCCCAACUCGAGCAACUACAGGGCCCAGGCAGGUCCGGGAGGCCUCACUGCUAGUGUCCUUUCGAACCAACAAGUUCCGGAAGAACAACUACAAAUGGGUGGCUGCCUCGGCCAAGAGCCCCCGGGCUGCCCGGAGAGCCCUCAGCCCCAGGACGGCUGUGGAGAGUGCGGGCAAGGCUCCUGGCAUGGUAGGGAAGCAACAGGUUCAAGUUGACCCAGGUGGCAAGGCCAGGAAGGGUGCUGGGCCGCCCAAGCCUGGGGCAUCUCCGAGCAAGUACAAGUGGAAGGCCUCCAGCCCGUCGGCUUCCUCCUCCUCCUCCCACUGGCAGCCAGAGGUUGGCCCCAGGGACCACCCCACUCCACUCUCCCCAGUCUUGUCACAGUCACUGCCUGAGGACAGACCGGCAACGGGGCCCAGCGGCUCGAAGCUCCUUUUCGCGGAGACCCCACUUUCAGGGUAUAAGGUGAAGAGCCGCACCAAGAUCAUCCGGCGCCGGGGCAGUGCCAGUCUGCCUGUGGACAAGAAGGCCGGCCCCCCUGCCACCACUGCUAAGAACCACUUCAGCUUGCGGCGGAGACAGGCCCUGAGGGGGAAGGGCAGCCCUGUUCUGAAGAAGACCCCUAACAAGGGCCUGCUGCAGGUCACCAGGCACAGGCUGUGCCACUUGCCACCGGGCCGGACCCAGCUCCUUUCACAGGAAGUGAGCAGCCUGCAUUCCCUGCGCACGCCUCCCUCUGGCAGAGUGAUCAAGACACGCUACCGCAUCAUCAAGAAGGGUUUGGCCUCUUCACUAAGCUCUUCGCCCUUCCACCUGGCUCUGCCCACCUGGCGUGCCCGGCGGCUCUCACUGCCCAGGCCCCUGGUGUUGAAUCGCCAGUGCCCGGCCCCCACGGGGGCAGAGAAAGCCCCGCCACGCACCCCUCGGUGGCGGAACAAGGGCUACCGCUGCAUUGGAGGGACCCUCUACAGGGUAUCGGCCACCAAGCUGUCCAAGACCUCCAGCCGGGCCAGCGACGCGGGCAGCAGGCCGCCGCUCCGCACAGGCCGCUUGGACCCAGCCAGCAGCUGCAGCCGGUCCCUGGCCAGCCGGGCUGUGCAGCGCAGCCUGGCCAUCAUCCGACAGGCCAGGCAGAAGAGGAAGGGCAAGAGGGACGAGUACUGCAUGUACUACACACGCUUCGGCCGCUGCAACCGUGGCGAGCACUGCCCCUACAUCCACGACCCCGAGAAGGUGGCCGUGUGCACCAGGUUCCUGCGGGGCACCUGCAAGAAGACAGAUGGGACCUGCCCAUUCUCCCACCACGUCUCCAAGGACAAGAUGCCCGUGUGCUCCUACUUCCUGAAGGGGAUCUGCAGCAACAGCAGCUGUCCCUACAGCCACGUCUACGUGUCCCGCAAAGCAGAGGUCUGCAAAGACUUCCUCAAAGGUUACUGCCCGCUGGGUGCCAAGUGCAAGAGGAAACACUCGCUGCUGUGCCCCGACUUCUCCCGCCGGGGCGUCUGCCCCCUCGGUGCCCGCUGCCAGCUGCUGCAUCGCAGUCAGAAGCGACCUGGCAGGCGGGCCCCCUUGGCCCCCACGCCCAGCGAUGCCUGCCCCAGGAGCAGGGGCCCUGCCGGCCAUGGGCCCAGGAAGUCACCAGCCACCCAUCGGCCCACCAGGCCGACACCUGGCUGCCCCCGCUCCACCGUGACCACCCCAGAUCCCCCCAGUUCCUCCCGGGCAGGCUUGGGCUCCCCCUCCGCCUCCCCCUCCGCCUCCCGGUCCCCAUCCCCCUCGGCCUCCCCGGACCCUGAGGCGGCCUCUGUCCAGGAGACGGCGUCAGCCGAGAUGGGCUCCAGGCUGCCCUCGUUCAUCUCCCUGUGCACUUCGCGCAGCCCAGCCCGCCGGCCGAGCGCCCCCGUCCACGGGAGCCCCUGCAUCAAGGACUCAGGUGUGGCCAGGGCUGCAGGACCUCAGCUGCCAGCGGCCACCCCUCCAGUCCGGCUCUGGGCCAGUGUCGUGGGCUACCGUGUGGGAUGGUCUGCUGUAGGCCUUUGGCAGCAGUCCUGGCUGGACCAGGCCCUGAGCCAGCAUCUGACCGCUGCCUCCUGGCCCAGGGAAGCCGCUGCACAUCAAGCCGCGCCUGUGAGGCCUGGGACCAGCCACCGCCUCAGCGUCAUCCCAGAUGGACGCCAGUUCCACACACACUGCUGGGAGGGUGCGCACUGA